AUGUUUGAGAAAAAUAUCUGAGUGAGUUUUAAGCUUUCAACAUUUGUUGCUUAUGGAGCCAGCAUCAGUGGCUAUUUGAGGAGAUGCAUCAGUAACACGUUUGCACUGAUUUUAACAAUUAACUGUGGCUUUGCUGUCAGUAAUCAACAAAGUCAACACUGAGUCAUCUGAAGAGGACCAUUCAAUGAACCUGAUCAUGGAGUGUCUAAACUCUCCUUGCUGGUUGGAGUCAGUUUUGGCCUGCUGUGCAUUAUACAAUUUGCUCUCAAUGUUGGAUUUCGGCUACAAGCUGUUGGGUGUUCUAACAACUCUGACAACGUUUCAACUCGUAAUUUCACAAUGCCAGAUGAUGACAUCAGAGCCCUGAUUUUAGAGAGAGAUCGACUGCUUCAAGAGAAUGACCAACUACUUCAACACAAAAAACAACUGGUUCAAGAGAAAGACCAACUGGUUCAAAACAUAAAACAACUGGUUCAAGAGAAAGACCGACUGGUUCAAGAAAAAGAUCAAUUGAUUCAAGAGAAAAAACAACUGGUUCAAGAGAAAGACCGACUGGUUCAAGAGAAAAAAACACUGGUUCAAGAGAAAGACCGACUGGUUCAAGAGAAAAAAACACUGGUUCAAGAGAAAGACCGACUGGUUCAAGAGAAAAAAACACUGGUUCAAGAGAAAGACCAACUGGUUCAAGAGAAAAAAACACUGGUUCAAGAGAAAGACCAACUGGUUCAAGAGAAAAAAACACUGGUUCAAGAGAAAGACCAACUGGUUCAAGAGAGAGAUCAAUUGUUUAAAGAGAAACAACAAUUGCUUCAGGAAAAAGACCAACUGGCAGAGGAUAAUAAACUGCUACAGGAUAAAAUUGAGAUGUUAAAACAAAACACCCAAAGAUGUCCCACGGGAUGGCAGACAUACAUGUCUUCCUGUUAUCAGCUUUCUCCUUGGAUUGGCACCUGGGAAGAUGCCAAACAAGACUGUGAGAGGAAAGGAGCUCAUUUGGUGAUUUUUAAUGAUGUAUCGGAAGAGAGAGUUGUCCAUAUUAUUGGAGGUGCUAAAACAAUAUGGAUGGGCUUGACCGCUCAAAAAGAUCAGUUCACCAACAGGUGGACGUGGACAUGGGUGGAUGGAAGCUUUUGUAGUAACUGGAAUGAUCUGCAGCUAAGUUGGAACUAUCUGCCUUUUUGGAGUUAUUGUGCACAUGCGGAUGAAGCCUCGUGGUGUUCGAAAACCUGGCGCUGGGGCAGCUGUCAACAAGAACAACACCACUGGAUGUGUGAGAAGGAGCUGUACACCAGCUCUUACUGGUCUGAAUAAGGCCAAAAAAACCCACAUCUGCAAUCAGUCUCUCUCUCUCACACAGACAAAAAUAUAUAAUGUGUACAUACACAUAUGUUGUAUGCAUUGUAAUUGUUCAUUCUAAUGACUUCUUUAUUUUUAUGCACCUCUUCUACAUAAUUCUACAUAAUUUCAUGAUUAGUUUUGUGUGCUUUCACUAUGUUAAAACAAUAUCUAAAUAUUUUAUUCUCUAAAUGUCGAUGUAAGGCCACAUGUUUUUUUUCUUUAAAUCUGUUUGAUGGCAGUGCUUAAGUUGCUCUAAUUAUUUGCUCCUGACACUGCUGGAGGUUGUGACUGUCCCUGAGCGUGCACACUGAGGAAGGCAUCGGCUGAAAGGUUUCUACAUUACAAAUGAAUAAGGAUACUUCAUAGGACUAUUUUAUGUUCUGUGCAAGCCAGUUUACCUUCAUUUAAACAACUGUUUUAACAGACAAUAUUUACUUUGUGUUUCACAG
This is a messenger RNA of Micropterus dolomieu (smallmouth bass), 1787 nucleotides long. RefSeq names its product trichohyalin-like. The coding region runs from base 340 to 1311 and encodes 323 amino acids. The record is from RefSeq and is a predicted model, not a curated record. Lineage: Eukaryota; Metazoa; Chordata; Actinopteri; Centrarchiformes; Centrarchidae. The transcript has 6 exons.